AUGAAGCUGGCCAGCUGGGCAAUCCAUGCCAUGGCCCUGUCCUGCACCUUUUCUGGCUGGGAAGUGGUGAACGGCAGUAACAAUGAGGAAGACCCUCAACCUUCAUCCCCUCGACCAAUAGGAGAUAAGAAGAGACCCCUUGACAACAGUCUGCGCAAGCACAGAGCUCCAAGUCUCUGUCUCUCUCUCUCUGUCACUGUUCUUGUGUGUCUCUCCCUCCUGCUCCAUGUCCCACCGCUUCUCACUAUAUCCUUCUGUCCUGCUUCCUGGCCCUUUCCUUUUUCACUCCUUCUCUGCAUCCAGGAUCCCUGGACAGUAGGCUCAGGGCACAUAUGUGGAGGGUCCCUCAUCAGCCCACAGUGGGUCCUCACAGCAGCCCACUGCUUCAUCAAUGCCAGCUACAUCUCCACGUGGCGCGUGGUGAUCGGGGCCAACCGCUUGUCUCGGCUGGGCCCUGAGGUCCAAGUGCGCCACAUCAGGCAGCUCCUGAUCCACGAGCACUAUAACGCACCCACGCAUUGGAACGACAUCGCCCUGCUGGAGCUGGACCAGCCCGUCCAGUGCAGCUCCUACAUACAGCUGGCCUGUGUGCCUGACAUCUCGCUGAGAGUACAAGAGCUGAAAACCUGCUACGUCAGUGGCUGGGGUGCCACCACUGCCAGAUCAGCCUCUGUAAACGAGAGUGAUGUCCUGCAGGAGGCCAGGGUGCACCUCAUUGGUACCGGCAUCUGUAACAGCAGCUGGUGGUACAGAGGGGAAAUCCACCACCACCACCUGUGUGCUGGCUAUGAACAGGGUGUUAUCGACACCUGCCAGGGUGACAGUGGUGGCCCUCUGGUCUGCAAAGAUAACUGUGGUGACUACUUCUGGCUGGUUGGAUUGACCAGCUGGGGGAGAGGAUGUGCAAGAGCAAGACAGCCUGGGGUUUACACUUCCACACAGCACUUCUACAACUGGAUCCUGGUGCAGCUGGGACUGCGUGCAGCAGGGAGGGCUGCUGAAUGA
Molecule: messenger RNA, 1005 nt
Organism: Apus apus (common swift)
Lineage: Eukaryota; Metazoa; Chordata; Aves; Apodiformes; Apodidae
Product: acrosin-like
Exons: 6
Coding region: 1-1005 (334 amino acids)
Biological process (GO): proteolysis; acrosome reaction
Molecular function (GO): serine-type endopeptidase activity
Source: RefSeq, a predicted model, not a curated record